Diabrotica virgifera virgifera (western corn rootworm) is the source of this 2526-nucleotide messenger RNA. RefSeq lists its product as uncharacterized. The coding region runs from base 1 to 2526 and encodes 841 amino acids. The record is from RefSeq and is a predicted model, not a curated record. NCBI's taxonomy places the organism in Eukaryota, Metazoa, Arthropoda, Insecta, Coleoptera, Chrysomelidae. The transcript has 3 exons.
AUGGCAUCGUCAUCCACCCCAAUGAUCGACCCAAAAUACGAUACUGUAUCAUCUGACGAUGAAGAAGACGAAGAAGAAAAAGAAAUAGGUAAUGGCUCUGUUCAUGGAUCAAAUCUGAUUCAGAGUGACGAUUUUAAUGAAAGCAUGGAAGAACAACAACCUCAUGGUGAAAAAGAAGACGACCUAAAUAUUACCACAAAUUAUGAUAAUAUUGACAAAACUGUCAAAACUACAGACGAUGAAUAUGACAGUCUAGUAAAAACAUUUGAUAAUAAGUGUUUUGCUUGGAGUAUUAUUGCAGCUAUUUUUCCUGCUAGUGGCAACCCAACCAAACCAGAAUCAUAUCCACCAUACGAUACUUUGUUGAAUUUUGAAGGAAUUGAUUUUCCGGUGAAACUAAAAGACAUUAAAAAGUUUGAGACCCUCAAUAAUAUUUCAGUAAAUGUUUAUGGGUUAGAAUCCAAUUUCGCAAAUAAUAAAAGGCAAUAUGAAAUAGUUGGACCAUUGCAUUUUACAAGUAAUCGCCAUACCACUCACGUGAACCUUUUGCUUAUAACAAAUGAUAAACAAAGUCAUUAUUGUCUGAUUCUAGACACGUCGAGACUUGUAAGAAGUCAAAAAACAAAAAAUUGUCGCAAAGAAUAUUUAUGUGAUGGAUGUAUACAAUUCUUUGUUAGCGAAGAAAAGCUAAAUAAUCACCAAAAUAACGACUGUUCUCACAUUUACACAGAACUUCCCACAACGAAACCUAAAAUCAAUAAGUUUGGUGAAAUGGUGCCAGAAAAUAUACUAAAAUUUAUGAAUAUCCAAAAAAUGUUACCUGUGCUAUUUGUGAUCUAUGCUGAUUUUGAAAGUUUGCUAAAGCCCAUAGACCAUGCUGAACCUUUCAAUGGAAAUUCAUGUUCCGUUAAAAUUGCUGAACACCAAGCAUAUUCGUUUGCAUUUUACCUUAAAUGCAACUAUGAUGAUUCACUUUCGAAACUAAUAAAAUAUGAAGGACAGGAUGCUCCCAAAGUGUUUAUACAGAAAUUGGAUGAUUUAGUGCAUGAACUAUAUACCAAUCACCUUAAACAUGUUAAACCAAUGUCACCGUUAACAAAAGAAGAAAUUGAAAAACAUGUGAGCGCUACCGAGUGUUACUUGUGUGGGAAGCCAUUCAAUCCUUUCAAUCAUAAGGUGAAAGAUCAUCACCAUCUGACUUCAAAAUAUCUUGGUCCUUCACAUAACUCCUGUAAUAUAAAUAACAAACUCUCAAAUACCAUACCCGUGUUCUUUCACAACAUGAGUAAUAAUUAUGAUUGUAAUCUUUUUAUUAAAGAGCUUUCAACAACUGGUGAAAAAGUUUCAGUAAUUGCACAGAAGAAAGAAAAAUAUAUCACAAUUUCUAAAAGAAUUCUUGUAGAAGAGUCGAAAAAUGGCCUAGAUAAAUACAUAACUCUGAAAUUUGUUGAUUCAUACAGAUUUUUGGCCAAAUCUUUGGAUAUUCUGAGCACAACUUUAGACUCGGAGCAGUGUACAGAAAUUAGAAAGUAUUUCCCAGGUACUAACCACUUUGAACUUGUGAGACAUUAUGCAAGAGCAAUUGAUGUAUGGAACACAUUUGAUUGUAAAUCUAUGAGUGACUAUGCUAUGGUGUACUUAGUAUCAGAUGUCUUAUUAUUGGCUGAUGUGUUUGAAAAUUUUAGAAAAAUAUGUCACAAAGAAUACAAUUUGGAUCCUUGUCACUACAUAACUGCUCCUGCAUUAAGUUGGGAUGCUAUGUUAAGAUACACUGAAAUUGAACUGGAGCUUCUUGUAGAUGUGGACAUGGUACACUUUUUAAAGAAAGGAGUAAGAGGAGGUGUGGCACAAUGUAGCAAACGAGAAGCCGUGGCAAAUAAUCAAUAUGUACCCAACUAUGAUCCACAACAACCCGAGUCUUACAUCAUGUAUCUAGAUGCCACCAAUUUAUAUGGUGCAGCCAUGUGUCAAUAUCUUUCAUAUGGAAAUUUUAAAUGGGUAACCGAUGUUGAAAACUUCAACUGUUUUUCGGUGGAGGAUGAUGCGGAUAAAGGGUAUGUGUUGGAAGUGGAUUUGGAAUAUCCAGCUCAUUUACAUUCUUUACAUAAUGAUUUGCCAUUCUGCCCUGAGAGCAUGGUACCUCCAGGAAGCAAAUGUCCUAAACUUAUCCCAAAUUUCAACAAUAAAACUAAAUACAUUAUCCAUUAUCGCAAUCUUAAACAGUGUCUUAGGUAUGGUCUGGUACUAAAAAGGAUUCAUCGUAUACUAGAGUUUUCGCAAUCACCAUGGUUAAAAAAAUAUGUUGACCUAAACACAUCACUCAGAAACAAGGCCAAAAACGAGUUUGAACGGGAUCUUUUUAAGCUUCUGGUUAAUGCGAUAUUCGGUAAGACUCUAGAGAACGUUGAAAAAAGAAGAGAUAUCCGCCUGUGCACCCGCUGGGAAACAAAAAUUCGUUGGGAGCCAAGGCACUUAUCUCUAAACCAGAAUUCAAGUCUUGUUCCGUGUUUAAUGAGAAUUUGGUGA